UUGUUGUGAUAAACUUAUUAAAUAGAUGAGUGUUUUGAGUACCCCUGUUGAUGAGCAUCAGUGGCUGGUGGUGCUACUCUACUCUGUCCUGCUGUGUAUAAGUGUGAUCACAUGUGACAACGGCGGUGCAGAGCAGAAGAUCACGGGCUGCUCUGGAUUUGUGAAAACACCCGCUGCACUGUCUCAGUACAGACUCAAAUACGACGCUAUACAGAUCCACCUGGUGACAGCUGACGGAGCUGUGAAGGACAAGACAGAAUGUGCACCCCACAAUGGGUACUUCUUCGUACCCACGUUUGAACAGGGCGCAUACAAGCUACGUGUUGUACCUCCUACAGGAUGGCAGUUUGAGCCCUCAGAGUACGAAGUUGCAGUAAGCAGUGACGGAAAAGGGAAUACGUGUGAAGAUGGGAAGGAUUUCAACUUCAUCUUGUCAGGGUUCACAGUACAGGGGCAGAUUCUGACCAAAGGGACCAAAUCGGGACCUUCGAAUGUUGAAAUAACGAUGAGUAGCAGCAAGGAUAAGUCAGCAAAAAGUGUCACAACGAAGUCGAUGGCCGAUGGAAAGUUCAAGCUCAGUCCAGUGCUACCCGGAAGCUACCAACUCUCGGUGGAAGAUAACAAAGAUCUCCACCUGGAAAAAGCUUCUGUUCCAUUAGAAGUCUCUAGUGACAAUGUGGACAAUGCGGGUCCCCUCUUGGUGCUAGGGUUCUCUGUCUCGGGGUCCGUGUCUUCUGAAUCUGAACCUGUACUAGGAGUGAAGUUCCUCCUCUUUCCUCAACAGAAGGGCAAAAAGUCUGCCAUAAACUGCGACUCCAAACUGACUGCGGCCGACGGGUUCAAAGGUGGACCGAAGGGGGAGCCAGAGUGCUUCGUCUCAUCAGACUCAGAGGGCAAAUUCAGAUUCCCAGCUCUCACUCCGGGGCAAUACGAGCUGGUUCCAUUCUACAAAAGUGGCAAAACCCAGUUUGAUGUGAAACCAACAGAAUACAAAUUCACCGUCGGAAACUCGCCUAUUGCCAUCACGCCCAAUUUCGAAGUUUCUGGUUUCUCAGUUGGUGGAUCCGUGAAGCUCUCACCCACAGACUCAAAAGGCAUCGAGGGUGCAGAGAUAGUAGUGAAUGGGAAAUCGGUGGCCAAAACAGACGCAGGAGGGAAGUUCCUUCUGGAAAAGAUGACAGUGGGCCAGUAUGUGGUAGCAGUGAAAAAGAGUGGCUAUGAGUUCAACGAGGUGAAGGUCCAUUUGGUCCCCAGUAAACCGGAUCUGGAGACAUUGUAUGUUUCCAAAGUGAAGUUGUGUGGAUCGCUUCACAUGUCUCAGUUCCCAAGUGGACACAGCAAGUCUCUAGCCAGGAAGGUGGAAAUAGUCUCUUCAGGUGGAAAAGCAGAGAAGAUGGUCUCUCAAACUGUGUCUGCCGAUGAGAAGGGAGUCUUUUGUGGGAUGGUACCCAUUGCAACUAAGAGCACAGUCAAGCCCGUUGUGAGUAAAGAGGAGAAGUCUGCUGGUCUCAUGUUCAAGAAGGAGGAAGUGACAAGUGAAGUGAAAGACAUCAUGGUCAAGAAUUCAGGCAUAAUGUUCGAACAGAAACUCACCUCUAUCACAGGACUCGUGCAAUGCAUAGAUGUAUGUAAGUCAACUGAGUUGUCAAUCAAGCUAUUCCCGAAGAACAAUGCUAAUAUCAAAUACGAGGUGAAGCUGACAGCCGAAGGAAACAUGACCAAGUUCACAUUUGCAAAUGUGCUGUUCGAUGUCUACACCAUUAAAAUUGACGACUCAGUUUUCUGCUGGAAGGCGAACGAGAUGGCUGCCGAUGUGUGGACUAAACCAGACACUGUCUUCUCUGGAGCGAAGUUCGAACAAACUGGCUUCGUGUUCAAUGUGGACACUGCAUUUGAUGACGUCACUCUCAAAUAUGAACACUCGGCAGACCCGAAGAUGAAAGCGGUGAUAAAUAAUAUGAAGAGUCAACCCAGGACUUGUCUACCGAAGAGUGGGAGCUACAAAAUAACGACCCAGUCUUGUUUCAAAUUCGGUCAAGAGAGCUACACGCUUGCAACUGACCGAUCGAAAGCAAUGAAUCUCAAGCUGGAACCGGAACUGUUUCUCGUGGAUGCCACAAUCGAAAGUCCAACUGACGAUUUUGAGGUGUCAGUGGCCAUCAAUGACGUGAAGCAAGAUGAAGUGAUAGUGGAGGAGUUGGAACUGGGCAAAAAGUGGAAGUUGUCCGUUUAUGCCAAAAAAGGAGACCAUUUGUCAUACUCCGCAGAAUCAGGCACACUUCUGUUCACUCCUAAAUCAUUCUUGUACACUGUGGACGGCCACAAGUGUCCCGGAAAUAUCGUCAAGUUUUCAGGUCGCCCAGGUGAUUUCUUGGAAGCUACUCUUUCCUCGAAGACUGAUGACGUCACAGUAGAAGUGCUGGACUCAGAUGGAAUUGUGUUCAUGAGCCAAGUGAGCAGCGAAAAACACAUCAGCAUUGGGCCGCUGGAAGACAAAUCGCUCUACAAGUUGAGGCUGAGCAAGCAGGGCUACGUGUUCACUCUCGCCACUUCCGCCAGCAAAGACAAAGGGGGGAUCGCCACUUUCACUGUGAACAAACUCGCAUCCAUCUCCAUAUCAGUGAAAGAUGAGGCGAAUGUUCCUCUGGUGGGUGCUCUGAUGUCUGUGAGUGAUGGAGAGAGACAGUAUAGAUCGAACAACCUCACCAACUCGGAUGGUCAGUUGCUCCUGUUGAAUUUGGGACCGGGAGAGUACUUCAUCAAACCACUCAAGAAGGAGUUCACGUUCAGUCCAGCAAACAAGCUGUUGAAAGUGGGCGAAGGGGAGAACAGUGUGGUGGAGUUCACAGCUGUUCGGACUGCCUUCACCUGCUUCGGAGUGGUGAAGACGCCGAGUAUGGACACAAAGGCAGGGGUCACAGUCCUCGCCAGUGGAGUGAAGGGAACCAAGUGUGAACACGCCAAGGAGGAGGGAGUCUCACAGGCAGAUGGAACAUUCACUAUACUAGGACUGCAGGCCAACUGUGAGUACGAUAUCAGUGUACGACUGGACAGACAGCUGUUGCACUACGCUGUGCCCCUUUCCAAGACCAUAGCGGUGGAAAAGAGAGACGUUACUGGGGUGAACUUCGUAGUGUUCCCGAAACCCAACAACGAACUGGAUCUGAAUGGAUACGUUGAGACCACAGAAGAAAAGUUCCUACAAUCACUCAGUGUAAGUGUGUACCCUGAGGAUGGGGGCAGCACAGGUAGUGUGGGUGGAGUGGGGGUCCCGAUAGAGACCCACAGUCUGGACCAGGUGCCCUUCUUCUACUUCACAUCCCUCUCUCAGGACGAAAAGUGGUACACUCUCAGGCUGGAAUCCACACUCUCCAAGUCCGAGUACAGCUACAACCUUAGUGCAUACUCUUUCCAAGCUGUUGGUUCCUCCCUCCAUGUCCGCCUCCGAUUCAACCCCACUCCCAACAUAGGGGCAGAAGAUGACGUCACACAAGGGGGACUGUUACUGCCUCUAUUAAUUGUACUCGCCGGCAUAUGCACCUACAACUACCACAAUGUGAAAGGGCCAAUGCUAAAUGCUUUCACUUCAGUGACAAAAAGCUUAUCAAACACCGCGAAGAGUGUAUCCGGAGGCGACCAGAACCGAGGCGGCGGAGGAGGUGGUGGUCAGAAGAAAAAGAAGAGCGUGAAAACCAACUAAAUUUACGGAAGGUUCAUUCAAAUCCAAAAUCAGAUAAGCUCGCGUAAAAUUCAGACAGCUUUUCCAACGUUGAAGAAAAAGAACUUUGAAAUAACUCCAGAACAGAAAUUACCAGGGACGAAAGAUUAAAUUGUUCUUGAUUUCAUCAAAUUUUUGGAAUUGAGCCGACAGCUGAAUGAGUAAAUAGAAACUUAUAUCGCCUAAGAUGCUUGUUUUUCCAAUCACAGUUGAAUCAUCUAUUUAUAGACGCCUAUAUUGUAUUGUACUAUCUAUAAUUAUAUAUUUCCUUUACUUUUGAUCUUUAUUUCACUUUUUGCAAAUUUGACUUUAACAAGUAAAAAUAUUGAACUGA
This is a messenger RNA of Symsagittifera roscoffensis, 4052 nucleotides long. RefSeq names its product BOS complex subunit NOMO1-like. Gene Ontology annotation, molecular function: carbohydrate binding. The record is from RefSeq and is a predicted model, not a curated record. The transcript has 26 exons. Gene Ontology annotation, cellular component: endoplasmic reticulum membrane. The coding region runs from base 26 to 3700 and encodes 1224 amino acids. Lineage: Eukaryota; Metazoa; Xenacoelomorpha; Acoela; Convolutidae.